AAAGCAAAGCAUGUGACAGACGCCACAUAAACAAAAAUACAAUGUGUGUUGUUCACAAAGACAGAGGCAUACUUGACAAGCGGAUUCAGGAUGCUGAGCUCACUUUCACGCUUUUGGACGUAUUCUUUGCUCUUCUUCAUGGGCCCUCUUUUGCAUUGUGGAGAAGCCGAGGUCCUGACUAAGAUCCAGGCUGGUCCUCUUUAUCGAAUGGCGGGCUCCCCUCUCUCCAUUUCUUGCAACGUGAGCGGCUUCAUCAAUGUCAGAUCUCUAAAGGACUUUGAGUUCCGUGUGACCAAGCCAUUCACGGCCGGCGAGCUGAACAUCAUCAGUACCGAGGACCCGCAAUUUGGCUACACCGUGUACCAAAACAGAGGUAACGACAUCACCUUGUCGCACGUUACGCCCAACUCUGUUCUCUUUGAGAUACAAAGUCUUCGGAAAGACGACGAAGGGAAGUACAACUGUCAUGUGAUCAACCCGGAAUCAGUUUACAAAGGAACCUACGAUGCAACGACCGUUGUGAAAGUGAUUGACAACUCCUUAAGUGUUUCAUCAACUGACUCGACCUGGCUGAGCCAUAACGAGGGUGAAGCGCUCACCCUAACAUGCCGAGCCUCCAGCGACACCGUCCAGCACACCCAUCUGUCCGUCGCCUGGUACGUCCGCAGGGAGAACCAGGACAACGCACAGCUCAUCUUGUCCCUGGAUAGAGACUUCACGUUAAGGCCCGGUCAAGAGUUCCGAGGGCGCUACCAAGCCGGGUUCAUCCGGUUGGAUAAAGUCGGAGAAGCCACUUAUAGGCUGACGAUGGAGCAACUGGAAGUGUCGGACCGUGGCCGGGUCUACUGCGAGGCCCAAGAGUGGAUCCAGGAUCCGGACUUCUCCUGGUACUCGCUAGCACAGAAGACUGCGGGGGAGACAAGACUGGAUGUCAAAGGAAGAGACAAGCCCUCUGAGGUGGCGGUGAGAUUGUCUGCACAGCAGUUGUCUCUGCAGGAGGGGCAGGAGCUCCUCCUAACCUGCAGUGUGGACACGCAGAACCUGGAGGAAAAGUUUUUCUCUGUAGCUUGGCACCGCGCAGGUGUGGAGAUGGCUCGAAUCGGUCCCACGGGGGUCCUGUCCGUGAGACCCGAGUACAGUCGGCGAGAGAAACAAGGAGAGCUCAGAUCCACCAAGAUUGGAUAUGGAGAUUUCCGUCUCGUAUUGCAGCCUGUUAGUACUGACGACCAGGGCGAGUACAUGUGCAGAGUGUGGCCCCAAGAAAGAGGACAACGUGGCGCCUUUGAGCAAGGCGCUGCCCAAGACUCCAUCUCUGUGCAAGCUCGCAUCUCUGCUACAGAGAGUGACCUCAGCCUGACCUGCACUCCUGCCCUGAUAAGAAACAUCAACAGUGACAUAACCAUAAAAUGCUCUGUUAUAUCAUCUCGCCCUGGAUUGUCCCGCUUCGAAGUCACCUGGAUUCUCCAGAAACCGGCCCAAAAUGUCACCAUUGCCAGCUCCGAUCGAGACUCCUCAGUAAAGUUUGGGCCCACGGUGAAUGUGGUCCGCGGCCAGAGGAUCAGCCUCCGACGUACUGAGGGUCCUAGUUUCGAGUUGACCGUUCGAGAUACUGAGACCUCAGACCAAGGUUCUUACGUCUGCGAGGUGGUGGAGUGGCUGCAAAAUUCUCGUGGCAGAUGGCGCCGCCUCACCUCGGUCUAUGGAAGCACACAGCUGACACUCAUUAAACCUGCCAAUGAUCUGCGUUUGGAGACCACGGAGACGUGGCUCUCUGCAAGGGAAGGAGACCAAGUGCAGCUCAGGUGUGACCUGAUUACAGAAACCUCUGGUCCUCCCCUUUUCUACAAACUGACUUGGUUCUACACUGGGCGCGGUUCUCCGGCCGUGAACAACCAGCUACUGGAGCUUGAUCGCAGUGGCAUGCUGCGGUACCCUAGCAACAAGGGGCUUCACGGCCUGCAGAAGAGGCUGCGUCUCUCUAGACACGAGCCGAGCAGCUUUGGCCUCGAGAUUCAAAGGGUCCAUGAGCAGGAUAGUGGCACCUACCAUUGUCGGGUGGAGCAAUACCAGCUUGGACUUCACGGUCAAUGGCAGCAGAAGGCUUCAGUCGACGGUGUUCCAAUUAUUUUGUCGGUAAAUGUUACAGACAACAACUUGUCCAUCAUACGGAAAGAGUUGGAGUUUAAUGUGAGCACAGGGCAGGAUUUUACCAUCCCUUGCCAUGUCGCCACCCGCUCCAGCCAGGAGUCCCAGUUCCAGGUCACCUGGUUUUGGCAGGAAGAGAGCCACAGCAAACGCUACCCCCUGUUUACGUCCUAUCGCAACUCCACCUUACACGAUAGGGCGUGGUGGGGUGAGAGACGAAUAUUCGGCCAUGAUUCGCCCAACCAUUUUGAGCUCACCGUGUCAAAGCCGACCCUUGCAGGGAGUGGCCUUUAUUCCUGUGAGGUCCAAGAGUGGCUGCCUAGUCUCUCACACGGCUGGAGGAAGGUGGGGGUGGAAAAUUCAAGCUAUUCAACUGUCACCGUCUAUUCACAAGGCCAGAAUGAGGCUGUCUCUGGAUGUUAUUCCGGCCUGUUGAUCGGUGUUUUUGUGGCCAUUGUGCUGUGCUCCUUGCUGGUCAUAUUUGUGUUGGUGCUCAAGCUGAAGCGAUCCAAGCCCUCAAGCAGGAAGUCAGGUCAGUCUUUGUGGAAGGAGCAAUAUCACUUGAAGCAAAGGACUGAGCAAUUCUAAUCUGAUUGAAAAAUUCCUGCACAUUUAUCCAGAUCUGCACCAAACUUAACCUGAUACAAGGUCGUUUUGAUGUCAUAAUGCUAACACAAAAGUCCUUUAAAAAGCAUAGCCUGCAGUUAAAUUCCGCUAUUGUUAUAUUAUUUGUGCUAUUUUGACAUAAAACAAAAAAGUCUACUUCAAUAAGUUGCAUAUCUCAUAUAUAUACUGAAAUACAAUUGUUUUUUUAGGGAAAAAUAAAUACUUAAAUAUCUA
Molecule: messenger RNA, 2985 nt
Organism: Nerophis ophidion (straightnose pipefish)
Lineage: Eukaryota; Metazoa; Chordata; Actinopteri; Syngnathiformes; Syngnathidae
Product: immunoglobulin superfamily member 3-like
Exons: 8
Coding region: 91-2733 (880 amino acids)
Source: RefSeq, a predicted model, not a curated record